AUCGCGCCGCAUCGCGUCCUCCGCGCCGCGGGAACAAGUUGGGUUCGGCUCGGUGGAGGGGAUAGGACCGCGGGAGGGGGCCAGAAGAGCGGCGGAGAGCCGCGGCGGCCGAAAGCGCAUAGCGAGAGGGCCAUCACUCGGUGCGCCGCCCCGCAACCAGGGUCAGGUGCUGGAAGGAACGAGGACAGGAAGGAAGGAGGAAGCGAUCGCCCGCAAGGUGGACGGAGGGUGGACCCUCGAGGAGAGGUCGAGGUCGAGGCGCGGAAUGGCGCGAGCAGCGAGGUCCUUCACGGGGAAAGGCGUUAUCAGCGGCUGCUAGCGGGCCGAUAUCCAGGAGGCCGAUUUUACACCUCUCGCUGGCUGUCAGGAUCUCGGCCGAAGGGAAGAGACUCGAGUCGACGGUAGCGCAGGUGAGAGCGAGGUCGAGGGAGGUCGACGAAUCGGGCCCCAUCAGCCCCGAGACGUCCCCAGGGCCCGAGGGCGGCGGGGCCUCGAGGGGGCGCGGCGAGGACGGCGAGGACGGCGACGACGGCUCGCGAUGCCGAGGGACGCCUCGGGGACGAACCGGGGGAGCAGCUGGUGAACCGGCCGGCCCCGGGUAAGGCCCGCGCGCGCCGGGAGGAGGGCAGCGGUCCCCUCGUCGUCGGUCGAGCCCCGGCGGGCCGCCCCCGCGGGGGAGCGGACCGGGCGGUGCCCUCGAGGGCGCGAGCGCGACUGCGCCCCCUGGGCGGGUCGCCAUGGCGGCCUCCUCGUCCUCGUCCAACGGCGAGCAGCAGUACUCUCUCCGAUGGAACGACUUCCACUCGAGCAUCCUCAGCUCGUUCCGCCACCUGCGCGACGAGGAAGACUUCGUCGACGUGACCCUCGCCUGCGACAGCAGCAGCUUCACCGCCCACAAGGUCGUCCUGUCGGCGUGCAGCCCCUACUUCCGGAGGCUCCUCAAGGCGAAUCCCUGCCAACAUCCGAUUGUGAUCCUGAGGGACGUCGCCUCGUCGGACAUGGAAUCCCUUCUGCGAUUCAUGUACCACGGCGAGGUCCACGUGGGCCAGGAACAACUCGGGGCCUUCCUGAAGACCGCGCAGAUGCUGCAGGUUCGAGGCCUCGCGGAUGUCAACAGCGGCGCAGCGGCUGCCAAGAUUCCACCCCCGGCCUCCUCGGCUGCCAACAAUGGCAGCGCGCCCACCACGCCGCGGAAUCUCUGGCAGGAUAACGGCAGGGGCGAUCCCAAUGACGGAGGACUCUGCUCGCCACCUACGAAGAGGCCCAGGAGUUACUCGCCGCCGUUGGCGAACCACGUCGAGCAGAAGUCUGACCUCCAGGAGUCCCUUUUGGGGCAGGCGUUGGAGGGUGGCCCGACGAUACACACACCAAGCAACAACGUCCAGUCAUGCGGGAAGAUUUCAAGGAAGACUUGGUUUACCUGCAACCCUGGGGUUGCUUUCUGCUUUCAGGCCCAGUCGACAGGCGAAGACUCCAACUCCAUGUCGGAUAACGAGGAGGACACGUCGAAUAACGAGAGCAUCCUGAACUCCGUCAAGACCGAGCCCGCCGAUCUCCUAAACGACUCCAUGGAGCACCAUCGAGGGACCUUCCCUGCUGCCCUUCUGGGUCUUCAAGGACUGAUGCCAGGACCCUCGGGGAUCCACGCGGCCAACCAGGACCCGAAUUACGUCGCCCGGCGAGGCCUCGACAUGAUGCGCGUCCGCGCGACGGACCCGCGGCCCUGCCCGAAGUGCGGGAAGAUCUACCGGUCGGCCCACACGCUGCGGACCCACCUGGAGGACAAGCACACGGUGUGCCCGGGGUACCGGUGCGUGCUGUGCGGGACGGUCGCCAAGUCCCGGAACUCGCUGCACUCGCACAUGUCCAGGCAGCACCGGGGCAUCAGCACGAAGGACCUGCCGGUGCUGCCGAUGCCGAGCCCUUUCGACCCAGAGCUGGCCUCGCGGCUACUGGCCAAGGCCGGGGUCAAGGUCAGCCCGGCUGAGCUGCGGGCCCGGGCCAGUCCGACGGGGCCCAGGAGAGGGGACGCGCGGCUGGAGCUGCCCCGCGGAGGGGCCCCCUCGGAGGCGGGCAGCUCGGUCUGCGGGGGCGACGACCCAGAGGACCUGACGCUGCCGCUGAGCCUGAGGUACGGCUCGCCGACGCCCAACAACAACACGGUCAUCUCCAAGGCGGCCGGGGCCCAGGAGCAGAGGCCCGGGCCCAAGAACAACGGCGGCGCCGUGGCCGCCAAGAGCCUCGAUUCCGGCAUGUUGGGGGGCGCCCGCGAGCCCAACAUGGCGCCCCUGCACCCCGGACACCGCGGCGCCUCGGCCGCCUCCGCCACCGGCUCGGCCAUCCUCGACACCUACCUCCAGUUCAUCGCCGAGAACUCGGGCCUGACGAUGGGCCUCAGUCCCGAGCAAGCCGCCGCCGUCGCGGCCGCCCACGCCGCGAAGAUGGCGCACAUGAGCGCCAUGGACAAGCUGGGCAGCCGCGGCGUCGAGGACUACCCCGUCAUCGGGAGGGACGAGGGCCGGCCCCCCGGCCUCGUCCUCGAGGACCGCGCCGACCUCCGCGCCCGGCACCUCGCCCUCGAGGACGCCGAGUCCUCCGUCGGCGAGGACGAGGACUUCAGCGAGAACGAGGAGGCGGACGGCCUCAAGGCGGAAUAGGCUCUCCGUCGGCCGACGACGCGACGUUUUUCCGUCCCUCCGCCCGUCCGUCCGCCUCCCGGCGCCGCCGACCCGAAGAACGAGAAGAACGCCUGCCUCUGAGUCGCCCGACCGCCCGGAAGAGGACGUCGAAGACGCGGUUCUCCAAGAUGGCGGAUCACGCCGAGCGACGAGGGAAACGGGCCAGUGCGCGUCGCAGGACCCGGGGAACGGUUGGAAAGUGCCCGACACGUAGGUACGUUGGAGUAUCGGCUCUUCGCGAGGACUUUUUUUCCCGGACGAGGUGAGACUUUGCCGACCUUGCGCGGGGAAUAACGAGCUUUCGUAAGCGGCGGAUCCGUAGACUUGCGCCCCUGUAGAAGGUAAGGUCGAAAGUUACCUUGGAGUCGCGGUCUACGCGACCGUUCGGUCAUUCCGGUAGUUCUGUCGUUUUGUGGCAACCGUUUUUUUUUGCCGCUUUCCUCGCUUUACUUAUAUUAUCGACUGAUACGUUACCAAUGCCCGCUGCUCGUCUUCUUGCCGGGGCGACCGCUCGGAGUCGUGGUGGCAGCCGUGCCGAAAAUUGUGCUCGAAAAUGACGUCCCUGCAGGCAGCGGUGUUGAGGGCCCUGCAGAUUUCCCGUGAUAGAUAUACGCGUUAUUUUUAUUUCAAUUAUUUGCCCGCUAGCCGAAGCGUGGAGCCGGUCGGGAUCUCUGGCUCGCGCCUCGUCUGCUGCUCGUUUUCUUUUUUUUUUCCUUUUUCGAGGGAGGGUGACUGAUUGUCACCCAACGGAGUAGCUCGCUUCGAUCGAAACCAAGACUGAACUUCUGCCUGAUUGACCCCACAGGGCAACUAUCGCGACUACCGGAACGAUCUCGCGAGCAAAUCGGCGAGAUAAAUGGGAUACCGCGCGGCAGGUACGACUCUUAACGCUCUCUGUUUGCGAAGUUACCUCAAAGCUCACCUGUAGAAACGACGGAACUUUCGGAAUGACCCGUAAAUUAUAUGCGGAGAUACAUACCGCCCGAGACUCUCGGUCGAAAGCGCCGACGGAAGUAGACGGACGAGGCAAAGCGAACGCUCACCUCGCGGGAAAUAGAAAAAUCCGUACCGUCGACAGUUACACCGACUCUUUCGGCCGGUAAUCUAGACUCCGAGGCCUCUUCGACGCCCUCGACUGGCCUACAUAAUGGCCGCCGCGACGGCGAGCGACCUCCGUACGUCCCUCCGUAAGUAUAUUCCAUCGGUCUACCUCAAUGCACAUAAUAAAACUCUGUAGGAUUUAGAGAGAAGGAGAAUCGCGAGCGGGAAACCGCGAGGGAGACGCUCCGAGAGGAAGGGAGAAGAAACUACCCGAGAGAACCGCGUCUCCGUCUCCCUCCCUCUGCGGCGUUGUUUUCGUCUCGGGCGAGCCAAGCAAUUUAGCCAUCGAUUUGUUGGGGAGCUAUUAGAAACCGUAUUAAGGCCCGUGUACACACGAGACGACGCGCGGUCGACGCGCUGGAAGCGCGCGGUCGCGCCUGUUUUUUUUUCUUCCUCUCUUUUCUUCUUUUUUUUUCUCUCUUUUUGUUCGUGAUUCAGCGACGGGGAGGGAAUCGACUCCUCUUGCGCUCCGGACGGCGAGAGAUGAUUAUUAAUUAUUAUUAUUAUUAUAUAUAUAUGAAUGUUGAGGAUAAAUAUAUAUUGCCUAGAUUUAUAGGGAGAGGUUGGCGGCGAGUGCGCCGAGUCGAAGGUAUACGUAGACGUUUUGGCACUUCGGUCUGGUUUUGCGCGCUUCUACUUUAUUUCCUAACCACCGAACAGACGCGACGCGAGCGCCUUCUUCAGGGAGCGCCCCGACGGAGGACGUCGAGAGAGCGCGAGCACCGAUGUCGACGUCGGGAUCUGUUAGAGAUUAAGUGUUUGUUGUUUUUCUUCUUUUUUUUUUAAAUCUUGUCAGUCUCUCUCUCUUUCUUUUAUUUUCUAUCUUUUUUUUUCUUUUUAUAAGACAGAGAAUCGUCGAGACCGACGACAGAGUCAAGAGUUGGAAAAUCAAAAUGGCGGGGGAACGCGUCUUCUCGACCGCUUCCAGGACUGACUUGGACAUUUUUCAUCCCCCUCGGGCACCCUCCCUCCCGUUACCCCGUCACCCCGUAUCGAUCGUCGUUGACUAACGUUCGUUCUAACGCAGUCUUUCUCGUCCUUGCCCCCUGAUAUCGUCGUUUCUCCUCGAAACCGACGACCUCCUGAGGCGCGCCGCCAUCUUUCUUCGCGGGCGUGACGCUCUCCGUUCGUUACUACCCAUUUCCGGGACGUUUAUCUGAAAUUUUCUAGAUUCCAAGUGAUAACGGAAGUAUCACGCAAGUAAAGAGACCAGAAACCCUCAGGAACGAUUUUUCCUUUUCGAAAUUGACCGAUCCCAACCUUCACUUAUAAAGAAUUACCGUCAAUGUCGGAACAGGCUUGCAAGAAGAGAGGCUGAAACCUCCGUAAAUCACCCUUCCACUUCCAGAGGAAAUGAACCAAUCCCGUAUACCAUUUAAAUUUGGAAAAUCAACGUUGAGUGUCUGGAAGCGUACGAGAAGAGGCGCAUUCGUUAUCCGGAGUGUUAUCCCGACGAAUCCCCGCCCGAAAUUGUGGAUCCCGCGCGCUGAUCGCAGGCCGAAAAUCGGGGUCCGACUAGCUGUAAAAUGGUUCCUACUAAUAUACACACACGCAUAAACUAAUCGCGUUAGGUUAGCUUCUCGUAGGUCGUAGGACAGUGAUUAGACUAGGCAUAGGCAACUCAUUAGCAAUAUAGAAGUGUGCGAGGCCGCGCGCCCACGUUUUGCCGCAGUUUUAAGGUUAGGUCUGCGGCGCGCCACCGCGCGGGACGCCGGAAAACGACGGCCGAGGGCACCACGCGAGAUUCGGGGUUUCAUUAAACGCGAAAAGGCUCUUGUUUCUCGUUUUCGAGCGCCCUCGAGUGCCCUCGGACCGUCGCUUUUCCGUUCGAGUGCUCGAACACGCGGCCAGUCCUCGGAUCGAUGCAAGCCGGCGGCAACGGCGCGGCAAGGCGUGGGCACACGUGCGUGCAGGAGCGAGCGAGGAAUCUCGAGCGUGGCAAAUAUUGCGGGCAGUGGGGAUUGUCCCUUUGCGCAGGAGUCCGGCGAACGAGAGAAAUACGGCCCGACGCCGAUAAAAUCUCAAUCCGGUGGACUGUAAAAUUGGACACCGAACCUCCGGACCAGUCUUCGUCCGAAGAGAAAAACCCAUUCGGGCGUUUCGAAGUACCCGAUACCUUUUAGCCAGAUAAAAAACGCAAGAAAGGAGGGAAAUUCAGCUGAGAAUGCGUUAUGGAUAUUUGUAUACCUAUUUAUUAGUAAUUGUAAAAACUGGCAAUUGUAAUCGUGGUUAUGUUUCCCGGGUAAAGGGUGACCAUUAAGCUCUCUCGCCGUAUAACAUGGCGGCCUCGUCUGUACUUGUUCCAGGUCCGCUGGGCUCCUCUCAAAGGGAUUCCGUAACAAAGAAGACUCGCUAGAGCACCGUUUCGAGUAGAAUUUUGUACCGUACAUCUCUGUUAAGGGAAAAGUGCUCGAAGCGGUGCUUUAUCGAGCUUCGACCACUCGUUAUUCUUAAGUGAGCUGGAUAUCGGGCAACUCGACGGUCCGGGGCGAUCGGAUCGGCUCGAGAAAGAGAGCGGGCGUAGUUUCUAGGUUAGGUUAGCUCGUAGAGAAUACUCCGUGUAUACUAACCCCGUAAGUUUAAGGCUAAAGUUGCCGUUGGCGACGCUUUUCGAGAUGGACAGUCGGGGGAAACGCGCGGAGAGUCGAGGAAAGCGCGGAGUCGACUUUUCGGGUCUUGUUGCUAGUACGACAUGUCUCGACGCUUUUCUCCUGUCUCCGCGUUUCGCGUCCCCCCGCGAUUCUACGGAUGGAGGCCGAUAGAAUAAGAUGGACAGUCGAUGUGGCGAGAGAUUUGCGAACGACGAAAUUGAUGACGCAUGGGAGGGGUUAUACAAGUGGAACGCAACGAGAUGGACAAAUCUGCAGGUCUAAUCGGUACAAAUGAAACCACUUCUUGCCUUGAAGCUCUCUACGUAGCGGCUGUAAUAUGCGACGCGAUCGGAUGGACUGAGCGAACGAGAAACAAUAAUCCUAAAUACUAUUUAGAUACGCGAGGCGAAAGAGAACGAUCUAAAGUAAGACGAUUAUUUUCCACGAGAGUACAAAUUUUCAUCUUGGAUCUAGGAGGCGCGGCGCCUCGCUCGACGAAAGAGGCGAACCUGUGCAAAAGAAAUUCCACGGAAACGAAACACGGUCCUGAGAGCUCGCGCGAAUGCAAAGUCGACGCGUUUGCAGAAUCCGCUUAACGAGCUAACGAUAUUCGGUGCCAUAGCGUAACGGUCGCGAACGCGACCCUUCUCGAUCGUCCGCCUCUUUUCCUGACAUUUUUUGUAUACGUCCACGUGUACCGUAUUCGCGCGAAGGGGAUAAAAAGAGAGAGAAAGAGAGACAGCCGACACGUUCGAUCGUGAACCCUCGAUCUCGCCGUGAUCUCGCCAGACGAUUCGCUCGUUCGCGAACCGUGCGUCGUUGUCGUGAAUUCGAGUCACUGCGCGGACGAGGCUUCCGACGCGUUUCGAAAGACGCUCUUCUAGAGGGGAAGAAAAAAAGAAAAAGAAACGCGUUACUCAUAAAUUCACGCCUAUUUUCAUUUGGAACGGAACGCCCGUUUUCCUUUCACGCCAGUCACCGGAGAACGGCGGCCAUUUUGGUGCACGCAGUCAUCCAGCGUUCAAAGUUCGCGAGGAGGGAAAUUUGGUCAUUUUUGAGAGACAUAAUCGUCGAGAGGUCGUAAACGCUUUGUAGGCGAAUCUCGAAUAUCCAGCGUAGUUUGGUUAAGGGAUCAAAAAAGGGAAAAGCACAAUUUCCGAGACGUUCGGAGCCUCGACCGCGCGUCCCGCGUUGCCAUAGAGACGCCAAGUUGGCGUCACCGUAGGAAUCCGCUAGAGAGCGACAGUAACGUUAAUAAUACGUAUACCGACGAUACCUCGCGAGGCGAAACCGAGAAGAAGCAACCGAAGGGGAAGAGAAACGGUCCCGGAACGAUCGAGUCGAUUCCGAGGACGAUUUCGCGCUCGCAUGUUCGUCCCACCUUGAUCGUUAGUUGUUACUGCAGUAUUUAAUUCUUAGGUAUACGCAGAGUCGCGCGUACCCGCGCCUUAUACACGUAGCGUACGUAUAUAUAUAUUUUUACACGAUACCUCCUCCAGCCCCCAAAAAACCUCGAGUCUCCGACAGGAUCUCCGAAAUAUAGUCCGCAAUAGUCACUUGGGAUAAAUACAACGAAUACAGUAUUGCAAUAGCUUUUAGAACGGAACGCCCGCGGCGUGCGGGACUGCUCCGUAACUACUCAGGUACUUAUUACGCGACACGAGAUGUCGCGUAAUAUAACAAUAACUGAACUCAGGAAAACCUCAAGCAGACAGGCCGUGAUACUACAUAUAUAGAGACGUUGAUACUACUACUACCGUGCUACCAUUCUACUUUGUAUACUACACCUACUUUUACUACUCUAUCGCUGCACUUUCGACUACCGUCGCCAGCGCCGCCCUCUCGGCGACGGUGGCGCGCGCAACCUCGAGUUCCGGAUUGCGCCGCUAGACAGCCUCGAGCCCCACCAGUUUCGAGGGAAGAGUCCUAAAGGGCGAAAACCGCGAUACACGAGGACACACACACACCCAAGCUACCUCCGUUGAUAGGGACGUAUCAGUCUUCUAUCUAUACCUGUGAAUAUCCCCGCCGCGUGGAUAUGUCGCCUCCGACGACGUAUAAAUGAAUAUACAAAAAUAUAUAUAUAUACACACAUAAAUAUACAUAUUUACACGAUUUUAAUGCAAGAUAAGGAAGAAAUAUAUAUAUAUAUAUACAUACACAUAUAUGUAUACUUCCCUCGACUAGGGUCUUAAGGCGUUGCUUCCGAGCACGGAUCGGCCGAGCGGGUCCAGACGGGGCGACAUCCGGGAUUUAUUUCUCGCGCUCCUUCUCGACCCGGUCGCAAGGGAAGGCGUUAAAAGUCCGGCGAAAAAAACGAGCCUCCUGCAGACGAAUAAUUCACUGCCACUGCGUUCCCCCGUUUUAGGGGCUCGGCCGAUCCGUGAAUGACAGUGCUGAAUUCCAAAUCGACAAUGCAAUACGAUGUACUUACUACGAUCGAAGAGAGGGCGAGAGCGAGGGGCGAGUUUCGUCCUCGCCGAGUCCUCGGUCGACCUAUUCGUUGACUAACCGCGACAGAGAUACGACGGGCGAGCGAGAGUGAGAGAGACGGAGAGAAUGAGGGAACGCAUGGGAUAUGCGAGAGGGAAACGACGUGUGCGCGCGAGGACGAGAGUGAGAUUGUCAAUAGUGAUACGUACAUAUAUGAUAUACAUAUAAAUAAAUAUAUAUAUAUAUGCCGAGAACAUAAUCAGGGAUGCGUCGUAACCAUAGGCAUAGAGUCAUCUAGUGAUAGAGGAGAGGAUGCGCGCCGCUCUCGAGUUUUUACUAGGGAGGUAGAGAGGGAUGGAGCGAGACCCUGGGUGCAAUCUGGCUCGGAUUCGAUUGGUCGAAAUUUCCGUGGUUUGCGGACCGUCGGCCCUCUUUUUAUUCUUUUCUCGUUCCUCUUCCUUUAGCGCGGCGUCGGGUACCGCCGUAUCUUUUCACCGCGGUUUAUUAAUAGAGACGAGCAUUCGAGGGGAACCGCUCGGAAACGCCACCUCGGACGGGAGCUUUGUGUUCCACGGGGUCGCCCGGGGAAUGCUAGGACGUGUGUGCGCACUUAUACGUAAAUGUCGGAUGGUCUGUCCGAUUUCCGACCGAGCCUUUUCGCCCAAUGGAGUCCCAGCCUGCGUCGAGACGCGGAGCGCCGCCGUUGGCUCGCUCCGCUAGGGAGGCCGACGUUUGUACGAGCGUUGUACGGAAUUGUUAUACGUUGGCGAUUUUCUUCGUUAGUUUAGAGAGCCGUAGGGCUCGGCCCAGCCCCGAGGGCGAGCGAUCGCCGAUUGCGGUCCUGGAGCUCCGCGCAGACGCGGGGCGCCGGGACGUCGCUCGCCGAUUGUACGGAGCGUCGAAGGUUAACUACGUUAAGGUGCUUUUCGCUAUCGUUGAUGUUUUAUUACGUUGACAGACACCGCCGCGGAACGUCCGCUCGACGGAUCUUUUAGUCUCGGUCGGCGCCCCGUUUAGCGCCCGUUGGCGCAGACUCGUUAGACCCGUGUCCCACUGAGCGCGUUUCACGUUACGCGGGCGUUGAUCUGCGACGCGUUGACGCGUAGGCGUGUCCCAUUGAGCGACUCUGGAUUUAUAAUGAGUUUACAAUUCUUGACGCGAUGCGUUAAAUUGUUUCGACCUAAAUUUCAUUCUAGUGAAAAUAAUGCACGGUGCGCGCAUAAAAAUAUUUCUCCUCGAAUCAAUAACAUGUUUGUUGGUUUAACCAUAAAAUAUAUGGUUAGAUGGAGAACGAAAUACUUGGUUGACAUCAUACGAUUUUUCUUUUUUCUUUUUUAUGAACUUUUCAUCGAUUACAUCAAAUACUGGCGGUAGAUCUCUUCAAAUGUUAAUGUAAUUCGAUACAUUUGGCUAAAAUAUUUUAUUUAUUCGCCUGAGAUAUUUUCUAAAAUUAUUGAACGCGAUUUAAGCGAAACACUUUAGUUGGUCCUAGCAAACUAGUAUGGUCAAGUGAACUGAAAUUCGGUUCGCUCAACGCGAAAUGUUUUAUAAAAUGAACCAAACGCGGUCAAACGAUUUUGUUAAUGAGCCAAUUUGUUCCGCGGGUUUUAAGCGCAGUUCUAGUUGGUCGCUCCAUCCUCGACGCGUCGAGGCACCGCGUUUUAUGUGACCCCCGACGCGCUCAGUGGGCCAUGUGUCUAAUCAGCGCGCGACCUCGACGACGUGCAUGUAAAAAGGAUGCGGAAGGAAGAAGGUAGUUCUCGACCUGACUUUUUACCAUUUGACAGUCAAAUCGACUCGCGUCUCGGGCCAGACGAGAAAACGGCGCCGAGACGCAUAUCCCUUCGACAUAGAUCCCGACCCAACUAUUCUUUUUCCCCCGCGAUUCCUCCCCUACGUUGUAAAUACGACAGUCUUAUUUAUCCAUAAUGCUCUUUUGCGUACCUUCGAAUGUUUUUCUCUUUUUUUUUUUACUCUCGUUGCCGUGGUCCGCGUACGCGCGCUCGGUCACUAUUGUUUUUUUGCCGUCUGUAGCAUUUAAGCCAAUCCAACUUGCCAAUACGAUACAAUAAAUAUUUUAGAAAAAAAGAAAAGAAAGAAAAAGGAUGAAAGAAAUGAUCAAAACCACUAGAUAAGAGCCGUUCCUUUGGUUCAUUCCUUAGGUCCGCGGGGGGGGAUGCUUUUCGAGGUGUUUUUGUGUUAGAAAUUGACCUUGCUCCGCCGAAAGGGUUACUCCUGAGCACGUCCAAGGCAACAUAUUUGCAAUUCAAAGCGAUCGGUUUUAAAGUAUCAGUGCCUGUGGAUAGGUAAGUCACAUCCGAUAAAUGUCAUUAGUCGAGUCUCGGUUAUACUGCCGAGCACGACUGCCCGUCUUUCCCAAGGGAAAGAAACGGGGUGAAGCAACUACAGUUCCUAUUUUAUCGCGAUCCACGAAUAUAUAUAUAUCGUAACGGUACCGCGUGUACGCAACUACGCAAAGAGUGGGAUGGAAAGAGUAAAUGUAAGUAGUCGGGAAUAUUAUAGAACGAUGUCUCAUUAUAUAGGGUACGCCAACUCACAAGGGGGCAGCUGCCGACUGACUUACCUGCAGUCUUUCGGCAGUUGCAGAGAGAGUGAGACAUGUGAAACUCCGGGGAGUAGUGUGUACAAUAUAUUACGAUAUCAAUAAAGACACUGAAUUUUU
Messenger RNA from Orussus abietinus, 11486 nucleotides. RefSeq names its product protein abrupt. The transcript has 8 exons. Gene Ontology annotation, biological process: regulation of transcription by RNA polymerase II. Lineage: Eukaryota; Metazoa; Arthropoda; Insecta; Hymenoptera; Orussidae. Gene Ontology annotation, molecular function: protein binding. The record is from RefSeq and is a predicted model, not a curated record. The coding region runs from base 738 to 2657 and encodes 639 amino acids. Gene Ontology annotation, cellular component: nucleus.